AUGACUCAUUCAGAUUUCAAAUAUCUGCUUUUUCUGGCGAUUCUUGUCCAAAUUCCUUCCGCUAAAUGUCUUGCUUGCUACGCUUGUAUGGCUAUCAAUUAUAGACAGAACGUUCUUUCUCGAAAUGACGAGUUGCUGCCACCGCAGAGCAGAGAAAACCUUUCGCUCGUCAUUGAUUCGCUUAUUGAGCAUGAUUUCGGUCUAGUCGCUGUCUCUUCGAGCUGUGCUGAUGUCGCUCUGACAUCUCAGCCAUCAUUUCUCAAUUCUCCCAUUUCCAUCUGCGCACCGGAUGACAGAUGCGCCAAAAUGGAUUUCGUCUUUAAAGAAAUACGAAUUCAGUGGAUUUAUCAGAGCGAGCUAAUUUUCUCAAUUAUACUAUUAGUCUGUGCUUUGAAUGAGUUCUUCAUCAAUGCUCGAUUACCGCUUUCAUUGCUCAUGUCAAUUGGAUGCGUAUUGUUUUUCUUGUUAUACAUCGAAUUUUAUUUUGGAUUUACUUAUAAUUGGUAA
Messenger RNA from Caenorhabditis bovis, 507 nucleotides. NCBI's taxonomy places the organism in Eukaryota, Metazoa, Nematoda, Chromadorea, Rhabditida, Rhabditidae. The record is from the annotation of a GenBank genome assembly.